Messenger RNA from Eruca vesicaria subsp. sativa (arugula), 579 nucleotides. Lineage: Eukaryota; Viridiplantae; Streptophyta; Magnoliopsida; Brassicales; Brassicaceae. The record is from the annotation of a GenBank genome assembly.
AUGGUUGCAUACGACAAAAAAAACUUUUCACUGGCUCCUAUAGUGGUUUUAAUUUUUCUUGUUGUUUCAUCAUAUGCAAGAUUUAAUAUGAUGGUUACAAAAGAUGAUAUCAAACGCAUCUGCACGAAAAAGGAUAUCAAUUCUGUACUUUGUUUUGAGAUUUUAAAACUAACCCCUGAAACAGCACCAUUGGAUUUUUCUUGCCUCGCUAAAUAUUUGCUCGAUUAUCAGUAUAGAAAUAUUUCUGAUGCAUUGGAGCAAUUUAAGCUGGCAGAAAGAAACACGACAAAUCUGCAGGCAAUUAAACUAUGCGAAGAGUUAUAUGGAAAUGUUCUUUAUGAUAAAAAUAAAACCCUCAGUGCCUUGGCAGACAAGGACUACGACAUGUUCAACAUGUACACCGGUGCUACAGGAACAGAGAUGCAUACUUGUAGUGAUGAACUUUCAAAGGUGAAGCCGAUUCAACAAGUCUUGAUCACGAGGAGUCUGGCCAUCGAAGAUAUUUCUGACAUUAUCUUGGUAAUUCUGGAAUGCUUCAUAAGAGAACCAAAAUUAAAAUGUAGGCCAGAUUUAUUUUAA